Lactuca sativa (garden lettuce) is the source of this 1787-nucleotide messenger RNA. Its product is annotated as F-box protein At5g03100. The record is from RefSeq and is a predicted model, not a curated record. Gene Ontology annotation, molecular function: protein binding; RNA binding. Lineage: Eukaryota; Viridiplantae; Streptophyta; Magnoliopsida; Asterales; Asteraceae.
UGUUGAUAUCACCGGAAGUCGGACUUUCAGGGUGGUUCGGGGAUACGGCAUCAUUAUCAGUGCGUUACUGCUGUGCAUGGUAGCGUCGAUAGAAUGGGUUCUUUUAAACCUAAAGUAAACUCAUCAGUCGACUUGGAGUGGAAAAUAAAUACAGGUAAGAAUGGGACACGAAACAAAGAGAAAGCAGUGUCGAUGUAUAUCACUAAUUUCCCUCCUAAUAUGGAAUCCCAAGAUCUGUGGAAGAUGUGUGGAGAAGUUGGAACUGUUUCCGAUGUUUAUUUGGCGCGUAAGUUAUCUAAGUUGGGGAAACGGUUCGCGUUCGUUAGAUUCUUGAGGGUGCAAGAUGAGUCUGAGUUAGCAAGGAAAUUAAGUGCUAUCUGGAUCGGAACACAUCACGUUUUUGCAACUGUCGCUGGGUUUGGGAGAAAACAAAAACCUUUUCAUCAACUAGAAACAAGGAAAGAAGAGGGGAACUCAACCAACGAUCAUGAAAAUGUUGUUACUGAGAUCAUGAGAGACGGCGUUACAAAAGCUGAGGGGAAAGAAGAUCGAAUCAGUGCGUUGCCAGAUUGCCUGCUUCAUGAAAUCCUGUCUCGUUUACCCACCACAAAAGACGCCAUUAGAACAGAUACACUCUCUAAGCGAUGGAAACAUGUUUGGACUUGGGUUCCUUCUCUGAUUUUCAGAGAUGAUAAUUAUCCGCCGUUGGAGUUCUCUUCGUUCGUCGACAAAACCCUAAGUAAAUUUCGCGGAUUGAAGCUCAAGAAAUUCCAAGUGUUUACCAUCAAUGGUCACCAUUAUCAUAAUCGAUAUAAUAUUUGUCGGCGAUUUGAAGCACAUGCCAACAAUUGGAUUCGUUAUGCUAUGAAUUGUAACGUUGAAGAGCUUAACUUCGAGUUUUGGUGUACGGGAAGUGAAGCUGCGGUUCUGUUAGAUCAAAUUUUUUUCAUCAAUUCAUGUUUUACUGAUCUGAGAUUAUUAGGCUGCAAGUUUAAUCCAACAGGAUCGAUUAGUUGGAAAAAUCUUAGGAGUUUGUGUGUUUUCCAUGGGAAACUAGAUGAAGACUUGAUUGAAAAUAUAUUAUCGGGGAGUCCUCUAUUGGAAACUCUGGAGUUGGGUGAAUGUUAUGGUUAUAAGCGGCUUGAUAUUACUUCAAAGAGCCUCAAGAACUUGGUGUUCUCCGGAUACUUGGAUAUGGACAAGUAUAAUGGUGGUUCGUAUUUUGAUAUCAUUGAAAUCAAUGCUCCUAAUAUUUUAUCACUAACAAUCGAAGGUGAUCUGUGGUUACGGAUGCUUUUGUUGCUAAAUGUGUCUUCUUUAGUCAAAGCUAAAUUAGAUUAUUUUAACUUUGGGGAUUUUCAACCAAGGCCUGAAGAAGAAGCAAAAGUGGGAGGAGAGAUGCUUAAAGAAUUUAUAGUAAAUCUCCGCCAUGUCAAGGAGCUUAGAAUUGAGGGCUUCUCUUCUUACAUUCAUAAGCUUUUGGAAGCUAAAGGUUUCAUUUUCCCACCAAAUAUCAAGGCUUAAGAUUCCAUCUGGACUUCGUUAGUGGCAGUAAGGUGAUUCUGUUGAAAGUGGACACAGGGAAGUAGGUGCUCUUGCAUGAUCAUGGUCCUAAAGGUAAUGAGGUCAAGUGAGUUGUGAUGCUUUUAAUUCAUGUCUAGGCAUUUUAGUAAUCGUGAAGCUUUUUCAUCUUUUUUUUUCCUGUUCCGUUUUGUAAAGUUUACUUGGAUUCAAAUUAUCGAUCGAUUAAAUGUUACAUAUGUUAGAACUUGUGUAAAACAACAGUA